CCGACCCACACCAUCUCGAUCGCCCACUUACGCAUGAUCACAGCCACAUUCCUCCCGCCAUCUUGCCCAAACUACAGGUUGCGUCUUGCCCCCUACUCGUCUCGUUACCACCAACCUCAACUCAGGUUUCACCAUUUCUGUUAUGUCUGCCGAUAUGCAACCGAUAGAACUCAUUGUAUCGCACCGUGGUGUACAACACCGCCUCUCCUUGCUGCCAAAUGAUACCAUUGCUCUCCUGCAGGCUCGUCUGGAAGAGCUCACGUCCGUACCUCCAUACCUCCAAAAGCUGUUGUUCAAGGGCAAGAAAGCCAAUAUCCAGGAAACAGACACGCUUUCACUCGCUGGGUUCAAGAAUGGCACGAAAGUCCAGAUGUUAGGCUCGACGACGGAGGAGCUGGGCCGCACGCUCUCAGCAGACACUGAACAUCAGAGGAAGGAGCGAAUAUUGCGGGAGAGGGCACUGAAGGCUCCUGUCAAGGUCCGCUCUACCUCCUCGCCCUCCACAUCUUCCCAAUACACCUUCAAUCGCAUCGAGCCCCUUGCACACCUCCCCGAGCCCGCCUCCGCUCGGGCGCUUUUGACGCGGCUCGCGAAUGACCCUGCAAUCCGGCACGUCAUGCAGAGGCAUCACCUCGCCGUCGACCUCUUGACGGAGCUGGCGCCGCACGAGCAGCCGCACCUCCUCGGACUGAACGUUAACGCAGGCCAGGCGAUCAAACUCCGGUUGCGCACGGACCGGUAUGAUGGGUUCCGGCUGUAUAGCGAGGUGCGGAAGGUGCUGUGUCACGAGUUGACGCACAACGUUUGGCAAGAUCAUGACAACAACUUCAAAGAGAUGAACUCCCAGCUGAAUCGCGAGGUCGCGGAAUUCGAACGCGCUGCGACGGAGGGGACGCACCAUCUCGUUGGGUCCGGUGAUGCGUACCAGCCAUCGUCAGAGCUCGAGGCAGAGGCGCAGACGUACAUUCUCGGCGGCACGCCGAUCUUGCCGGGCGACGAGUCGAGGGAGGAAAGGCGGCGGAGGCUAUUAGAAGCGACCAUGAAACGUUUGCAGAAGGAAGAGGAGGAACUAGAGGAAAGAUGUGGCACCACUGCCUCGUAGUCCAAUUGCUUGUAGUAUAGUCUUUGUGUAGCCAUUAGUAUACCAGGUCUGUUGAGGUCUAAGAGGUACAAAAACAACAAAUAUGUCGAGCGU
Messenger RNA from Fomitopsis serialis, 1195 nucleotides. RefSeq names its product WLM domain-containing protein. NCBI's taxonomy places the organism in Eukaryota, Fungi, Basidiomycota, Agaricomycetes, Polyporales, Fomitopsidaceae. The transcript has 3 exons. Bases 143 to 1102 code for a protein of 319 amino acids. The record is from RefSeq and is a predicted model, not a curated record. Gene Ontology annotation, molecular function: proteasome binding; protein binding.